AUGAUUGAUACUUCCCUUGAAAGCAAUCCUUACUUUCAAGCUGGUUUUGGUUUGACUUGCUUAGGAGCUGGUUUAGCACUGAGUAGAAAAUUAUCUUUGCAGCUUUUUCAUUUACUUAAGAAACGUUAUAUUUUAACACUUGAGAUUACUAAACGAGAUCCCAGUUAUCAUUGGGUACUAAAAUGGCUCAAUUCACAAAGCGAGUCGAGUUCUUCUAUAAUGAUGCAACAUGUAGAAGUGGAAACAGUUUCUCUUUCGAAGGAAACGGGAAAUGUAAAAACUGAAUUUCAUUUUAUACCUUCUCCUGGCACGCACGUAAUAAAUUACAAAGGAAGAUGGUUGAUAGUUAAACGUCUUCGCGAAAAACAAAUGGUUGAUUUUUCUUUGGGAACUGCUUGGGAAAAUCUUACUCUUAUAACGUAUGGAAGGGAUCGGCAAUUCUUGGAAGGGCUUCUAAGAGACGCGCAAAGGAAGGCACUUGCAGAAAUCAGAGACAAAACUUGUAUUUAUACUUUUUGGGGCACCGAAUGGCGCCAGUUUGGAAGACCAAAACUGAGAAGGCCGCUCGAUUCUGUAAUUUUAGAGGGAAAUUUAAAAGAAAAUUUGGUUCAAGAUGUGAAAAAUUUUAUAAAAAGUUCAAAGUGGUACAACGAUCGCGGAAUUCCGUAUAGGAGGGGCUAUCUUUUACACGGGACGCCAGGAUCGGGAAAAUCUAGUUUUGUUAUGGCUCUCGCUGGAGAAAUUAAUUAUAAUAUUUGUCUUGUAAAUCUAAACGAACGCGGACUUUCUGAUGAUCGACUCGCACAUUCCCUCAGCGAAUCACCAGCUCAAAGCAUUAUCCUUCUUGAAGAUAUCGAUGCAGCGUUUACCACGAGGAAGCAAAAUGAGAAUUAUGGUCCUAAUGUUACAUUUAGUGGACUACUUAAUGUUCUGGACGGCAUUGUUGCUGGUGAAGAGCGAAUUAUUUUUAUGACUACUAAUCAUAUCGACUCUUUAGAUCCGGCGUUGAUUCGUCCUGGAAGAGCAGACGUCAUAACAGAAAUUGGACCAGCAACAGAGAAACAGAUUUACUAUUUAUUUUUAAAAUUUUAUCCUAAACAUGACGCACUUGCGAAAAAGUUUUCCCAAUUUACUUCUAAAUAUAAUAUUAGUAUGGCGUCGUUUCAGGCGUUCUUUAUGGCUCACGUAAAAAGUGCACAAGAAGCUUUUGAUUGCGUGGAAGAGCUUAUAACAGUAAAGCAAACUGAGAAUAAACCAUUAAAAGCGAAGUGUUGCUAA
Messenger RNA from Zophobas morio, 1278 nucleotides. RefSeq names its product mitochondrial chaperone BCS1-like. Gene Ontology annotation, biological process: mitochondrial respiratory chain complex III assembly; protein insertion into mitochondrial inner membrane from matrix. NCBI's taxonomy places the organism in Eukaryota, Metazoa, Arthropoda, Insecta, Coleoptera, Tenebrionidae. The transcript is spliced from 10 exons. Gene Ontology annotation, cellular component: mitochondrial inner membrane. The coding region runs from base 1 to 1278 and encodes 425 amino acids. Gene Ontology annotation, molecular function: ATP binding; ATP hydrolysis activity. The record is from RefSeq and is a predicted model, not a curated record.